AUGCCGGCACAGUAUGCCAGCAGCAUCGACCAGCUGAAGCGCCUUUUGGCCCACGAGACGCUGGAAGAUACUGCUGCCACUCUCGAGGUCGCCCUGAAGGUGAUCAUCUCCCUUCUUGCUGGACUCAAGAACAAGUCAGGAAUUCUGGUGGUUCUACAGUUCGAGCAGGGGACGAGCCUCUUCGAGAAAACUGCCAAGGAUGACUUGGCCAUCUUCUGGAGAUUUACCUCCGAACUCAGUAUCCUCAUUGCGAAGGAGAGGUCGAUCAGCGGCCUGGUGCUUGUACGAGAGGCACGGUACGACCAGCAGUGUGUCAAAGACGCCGCUGCAGCCGGGACCUUGCUGACUCUCAAGGGCCUCAAUGAAGAGCAUAUCCUUGAGUACAUGGCCAACUACCUGGGCAUCCCGGAGGAAGCUGUUCCACCGCCGCUGAGACGUUUCGUUUCACAGGUGACCAUGGGCAAUCCGCUCUACAUCCGUGAAACCUUGGACCAGCUUAGCGAGGAAAACGUCCUCAAGGUGAAGCCUGGCACCUCAGCGACCUUGAUCGGGGCGCUCGAAAAAAUAGACAUCUCUGCCUGGAACCACACCGCCAUGGUGGGAGGAACGGUCUGUAACAUCGAGUCCCUGGACCCAAUCGAGGCACCUAAAAUUGGGUUUUUUUUGCAGGUUUUCUUUGGGAUUGUUUCUAAGCGUGUAGUAGGGUUUGGUAGGGCGCAUGAAGGAAGGUAG
Molecule: messenger RNA, 732 nt
Organism: Symbiodinium necroappetens
Lineage: Eukaryota; Dinophyceae; Suessiales; Symbiodiniaceae
Source: the annotation of a GenBank genome assembly